CUGGCCACCAAACUCCACUAAUCACAUAAUUGUAGUUCAUUCAUAUUCUCUUCCCUUCUUUCUUUUUUCUUUCUCAUAAACAAAAAUAAAUAUUAAACCUUCAAAGCCAAUGAGUUCCUUAAGCAAAGCUCCAACUAAUAAUUCAACUGAAGAAAGUGGCUGGACUACAUAUUUUGACGAUUUCUUCAACAACAAUGAUGAUGAUAAUCUUAACAACAUCGACCACAAGUGUUCUAACUCUUUGUCUUUAUCUACCUCUUCUUCUCUUCUCUCAGAUGCAACUUCUUUGAUUGACAAAAAUGUAUUAUCUAACAAAAAUGUUGAGAAGGAGCUUUCUUUGAAUAAAAUUGGUGAAAUGGGUUCAAGUUUCAAAAAGAGAAAGAAUAUUGUUGAUCAAGCUUUGGAAGAUACCGCAACUUCUCCUCUCAAUACUCCCAAGGAGAAGAGAAAGGCAAUAGUUGAGGACAAAAAGAAUUGAGUUAAAAUGAGAAGGAUAGUGACUGCAUAGAAGUAAAGAAGAGAGGUCUUAAUUUGUAUAGUUCAUUUGUGAAUAUAUGGUAGCAAAUCAUCUAACUAGGUUGAGUAGCUUUUUUGUUAAACGUAUAUAUACAAUUUCCAAAAGGAUCCAAUUCUAGACAUUUUAGUCCCAUGAGUAUCUGUAGCCCCA
Molecule: messenger RNA, 667 nt
Organism: Lathyrus oleraceus (garden pea)
Lineage: Eukaryota; Viridiplantae; Streptophyta; Magnoliopsida; Fabales; Fabaceae
Product: vascular-related unknown protein 1
Exons: 2
Coding region: 110-478 (122 amino acids)
Biological process (GO): xylem development
Source: RefSeq, a predicted model, not a curated record